AUGAAACCUUAUUUGGAUGACGAUAAAAGCUAUUUCCAUAAUCUGGUAAAUUAUACAGAUUCGGAAGAUUCUGAUGAAUUUGAAAACAAUAGCAAUUCUAUCCGAGAAGAUUGUAUAUCACCGGAUCCUGUUGAUUUUGAAAACAAUAGCAAUUCUUGCCGAGAAGAUUGUAUGACACCGGAUCCUGUUGAUUUUGAAAACAAUAGCAAUUCUAUCCGAGAAGAUUGUAUAACACCGGAUCCUGAUGAUUUUGAAAACUGUAACACAUCUAUCCGAGAAGAUUGUAUAUCAUUGGAUCCUGUUGAUUUUGAAAACUAUAGCAAUUCUAUCCGAGAAGAUUACUUAUCACCGGAUCCUGCGGAAUGUGAAAAGUAUCCCAAGUCUGUCCAAAAAUAUUGCCCCUCUCCUGAUCUAGCUACCGAAGACGAUACCAUUCGCAAACAUAUUAAUGCGAUCAAGAAAAUUAGGAAAAUUUCGAAAGAGGGUUUAUUAGUACAAGCUACAAAGAUGAAAAGAGGUAGCGACAAAAAACUAAAACCUGGAGAAAUUGGUGAUUCCGUAUUAAUGCCAAUUCCACCAGUCGAUCAGGGGAGACUGGAUCAUAAAAUGCUAUUGGGGAAUAGCGUUUUCAAGUUUGUUAACGUUGUUUACUCGAUGAAUAUACUAUCCAAGCUUCUCUAUAUCUAA
Messenger RNA from Gordionus sp. m RMFG-2023, 687 nucleotides. RefSeq lists its product as uncharacterized. The record is from RefSeq and is a predicted model, not a curated record. NCBI's taxonomy places the organism in Eukaryota, Metazoa, Nematomorpha, Gordioida, Chordodea, Parachordodidae. The coding region runs from base 1 to 687 and encodes 228 amino acids. The transcript is spliced from 10 exons.